AAAAUUGGUCGAACCCGUAUGACCCAUUUAAAAAGGAGUCUCCCUCGAGAAGAAGGCAACAUAGAAGAAACCUUAUGCCCUCCCAAAGUGCUGCCAAAAAGACACCAUUUUCUUAGUGUUAACCAGAUUGUUGCCCCUCAUGCAUGCAUUUUCAUUUUCUUUCAAUCGUAGAGCGAGGGAAAUCUCUCGGAGAUCAAUAAUGGAGAACGCAAAGGUUCAAGAGAUUCUGGAGAAGCAAGUGCUGACGAUGGCGAAGGUGGUGGAGGACAAGCUGGAUAAUGAGACCUCAGCCCUAGAUCAGCUGGACAUGGAUGAUCUAGAUGCGCUUAGGGAGAGGAGGUUGCAGCAGAUGAAGAAGAUGGCGGAGAAGCGGAGCUGUUGGAUCUCCCUUGGCCACGACGAGUACUCCGAGAUCCCUUCUGAGAAGGACUUCUUCGCCGCCUUAAAGGCCAGCAACCUCGUCGUCUGCCACUUCUCUCGCGACAACUGGCCCUACAAGAUGGUAGAUAGGCACUUGAGCAUAUUGGCAAAGCAGCACAUGAAGACACGUUUUGUGAAAAUCAAUGCCGAGAAAAGUCCAUUCUUGGCAGAAAAGCUCAAGAUCAUUGUUCUUCCAACCCUUGUUCUCAUAAAGAAUGCCAAAGUUGAUGACUAUGUGGUAGGAUUCGAUGAGCUCAGAUCCUCUCGACUGGAAAAUAGCCUUUUCUCUUCUCUUCUCUUCUCUUCUCUGCAUAGCAAACUCAAAUAA
Juglans regia (Persian walnut) is the source of this 748-nucleotide messenger RNA. Its product is annotated as thioredoxin domain-containing protein 9 homolog. Lineage: Eukaryota; Viridiplantae; Streptophyta; Magnoliopsida; Fagales; Juglandaceae. The record is from RefSeq and is a predicted model, not a curated record. Gene Ontology annotation, biological process: microtubule cytoskeleton organization. The transcript has a single exon. Gene Ontology annotation, cellular component: cytoplasm. Bases 140 to 748 code for a protein of 202 amino acids.